Molecule: messenger RNA, 1962 nt
Organism: Osmerus eperlanus (European smelt)
Lineage: Eukaryota; Metazoa; Chordata; Actinopteri; Osmeriformes; Osmeridae
Product: T-complex protein 1 subunit zeta
Exons: 14
Coding region: 81-1676 (531 amino acids)
Biological process (GO): protein folding
Cellular component (GO): chaperonin-containing T-complex
Molecular function (GO): ATP-dependent protein folding chaperone; ATP binding; ATP hydrolysis activity
Source: RefSeq, a predicted model, not a curated record
AGCUUUUGAAUGUCUCCACGUGAAAAGAGAGUUCCAGAAUUUGUUAGCAUUUUUGAUUUAGCGUAAAGAGAAACGUCGUCAUGUCUGCUAUAAAGUCAUUAAAUCCAAAAGCUGAGGUGGCUCGAGCUCAGGCUGCUCUUGCUGUUAACAUAAGUGCUGCUCGUGGUCUUCAAGAUGUGUUAAAGAGUAAUUUGGGGCCUAAAGGAACAAUGAAAAUGCUUGUAUCUGGGGCUGGUGACAUAAAGCUGACCAAAGAUGGAAAUGUUUUGCUGCAUGAAAUGCAAAUUCAGCAUCCGACGGCAUCUCUGAUUGCUAAAGUGGCUACAGCACAGGAUGAUAUCACUGGAGACGGAACAACAUCCAACGUACUCAUCAUAGGAGAGCUCCUGAAACAAGCUGACCUGUAUGUAUCAGAGGGUCUUCAUCCACGGAUAAUAGUAGAAGGCUUCGAGGCAGCCAAAGAGAAAGCCCUUGAGGUCCUAGAGCAGGUGAAGGUGACUAAAGAGAUGGACAGAGAGACUCUCAUCCAUGUUGCCCGAACCUCCCUCAGAACCAAGGUUCAUACUGAACUGGCGGAUCUGCUGACCGAAGCUGUUGUUGAUGCUGUUCUCACCAUCCAUAAACCCAAUGAGCCCAUCGACCUUUACAUGGUGGAGAUCAUGGAGAUGAGACACAAGACAGACAGCGACACAGUGCUGAUCCGAGGCUUGGUGUUGGACCAUGGUGCCCGUCAUCCCGACAUGAAGAAGAGAGUGGAGGACGCAUAUGUGCUCACAUGCAAUGCGUCUUUGGAGUAUGAGAAAACAGAAGUGAACUCUGGCUUCUUCUAUAAGAGCGCUGAUGAGCGUGAGAAGCUGGUCUCCGCAGAGAGGAAGUUCAUCGAGGAUCGUGUCAAGAAAAUUAUUGAGCUCAAGAAUGCUGUGUGCGCUGAUGGGUCCAAAGGCUUUGUGGUCAUCAACCAGAAGGGCAUCGAUCCCCAUUCCCUGGAUGCGCUGGCCAAAGAAGGAAUUGUUGCUCUGCGUAGGGCAAAGAGAAGGAACAUGGAGAGACUCACCCUAGCCUGCGGAGGGAUGGCCAUGAACUCUGUGGAUGACCUUACACCAGACUGCCUGGGCCACGCCGGUCUGAUUUAUGAACAUACCCUGGGCGAAGAGAAGUUCACAUUCAUUGAGAAGUGUGGGAACCCUCGCUCAGUGACCCUGCUAGUGAAGGGACCCAACAAACACACCCUCACCCAGAUCAAAGACGCUGUGCGUGACGGGCUGAGGGCGGUUAAGAAUGCCAUUGAAGAUGGUUGCGUCGUGGCAGGGGCAGGGGCGUUUGAGGUUGCUGUGGCAGAUGCUCUGGUGAAACAUAAGUCCUCUGUGAAAGGCAGGGCUCAGCUGGGGGUGCAGGCUUUCGCUGAUGCCCUUCUCAUCAUCCCCAAGGUCCUGGCCCAGAACUCUGGCUACGAUGCUCAGGAGACUCUGGUCAAACUCCAGACUGAGUACAAAGAGAGCAGCCAGCAUUUAGGAGUGGACCUGAGCUCUGGAGAACCAAUCCAUGCCGCCGAGGCAGGCAUCUGGGACAACUACAGUGUUAAGAAACAGCUUCUUCACUCAUGCACGGUAAUAGCAAGCAACAUUCUUCUUGUGGAUGAGAUCAUGAGAGCUGGCAUGUCAUCCCUAAAGGGCUAAAGUCAAAAACCAAAAUGAGCAACAGGAUCUUCAGCACUUGGGAUAUUAGUUAAUUGAGGAGCCAGUGAAGUGUGUAUGCUGAACUCAUUCUAGGAGGUUAGACAUCCUACAUAGCGAGAGACGCGGGCAGGCCUCUUAUGUGCAUGUAUUCCCACCAAUGUUUUAUAAUGCAGUAUGUCUUGCCAUGUCAAUGUUUCCAUGAAGCCUCAAUGAAUUUGUGUUAAAUUGUAGAUCAUACCAAGAAUGUUACCUCACUCUUUGGAAUAAACUGCUUGCAUGGCUCUGA